Molecule: messenger RNA, 979 nt
Organism: Cryptomeria japonica (Japanese cedar)
Lineage: Eukaryota; Viridiplantae; Streptophyta; Pinopsida; Cupressales; Cupressaceae
Product: probable calcium-binding protein CML43
Exons: 1
Coding region: 160-735 (191 amino acids)
Molecular function (GO): calcium ion binding
Source: RefSeq, a predicted model, not a curated record
CGCAGUUGCCGUCGCCUUUCUUUAAACUCUUUCCGCGUGUGAGAAAUUUCUCCCACAAUUCCUGACAUUUAUCUUUAAAAACCCCACAUCAAUACCAAUACACAUUGUAUAUCGACUUCGUCAUUGGAAUAUACACACUGCGUAUACAACAGCAUUUCCAUGGCAAAAACCCCAGAUGUGGAGCAGAUUUCUGAGAAGGGCGAAGCAAAGCCUCUUCGGGUGUCCCCGUCAUUCAGGCUACACAGCAAGAGCCUCAACAUCGUCAGGCUGAGAAGGAUUUUUGACGCCUUAGACGGCAACGGCGACGGGCAGAUCAGCGUCGCAGAGCUCGGGCAGGCCCUACAGAAGCUCGGUCUUCCGAUCCCGCUGCCCGAGCUGGAAUCGACGGUGCGAGGCUUCUUCAGCCCGGGCAGUGACGGCCUCGACUUUGACGCCUUCGUCGGCCUGCACAGAUCGUUGGGGGACAAGCUGCUUGGGGUUUCUGACGACGGAGAGGGCGUCGUGACGGAGGAAGAUGAGCAGGAUUUGAAGGAAGCUUUUGGUGUUUUUGACGAGGACGGUGACGGCUUUAUUUCGGCUUCAGAGUUGCAGGGUGUUCUGCAAAGGCUAGGUUUUGCUGAGGCGAACAACGCAGAGAAUAUGAUUCAUUCUGUUGACGUUAAUCGUGACGGCCUGGUCGAUUUUUUUGAGUUCAAGCAAAUGAUGACGGAGGUCGUGACGGUUAAGAGCUCUUGAUAUUGACGCAUUGGGCGGCGUCAACAAGAAGACGUUUUAUUUCUAACGCAUGAAUUGACGGAAGAUAACAUUUGCGCUUUAAUUUCUAGUAUGAAGUUCCUAACUUUAACCUAGUUUUUGUUGUUGCUGAAGCAUGCUGUCUUCUUUUCAGUUUUCUUAAUUAAGAAUUGAAAGACUUCAACAUGCUCCAUAUCAUUUGUAGUUUUUAUGUGAUUCCCAUCAUGUUAGAAAAAAGUUCUAUACA